AGACCGAGACGCGUCUGGCGGGUGUUACGUUUGCGAGCGUCGUCGCCGGCUUGACCGUCUUCCAUGCGCGCCAUAAUGCUCCGUCGGCCAUUGUUCGAGGGUGUCUGGAUUAUCAGUCACAGACGGCACAGUACUCUUUGGGAUGCGCCUGUCGAACACUCGUUCCUCACAAACUCGCUCGAUCAUCCCGUAACUCCGCUGGUUUCCGUCGCAAGCGGUCUUCCACCUCAUAUCGGUUUCUGGUCACACAGCGAUCGUCACAACCAAUGGUAUCCAACGGAGGCCCCAAUUCCUCAUACCGCUUUCUUAUCACGCAGCGAUCGUGAACAUACCAAUCGUAUCCGACGGAGGCUCAAUUCCUUCAUGCCGCUUUCUUGUCACACAGCGAUCGCGACAUGGCAUUCGUAUCCGACGGUCGCUCCAAUUCGCGCAUUCCAGCCAGUCCAACGCCGGGGCAAACCCCUAGCCUUUGCUCGUACUUAAGUCUAACUGUGCCCCGGGCUCUUCUUCACAAAUA
This is a messenger RNA of Punctularia strigosozonata HHB-11173 SS5, 517 nucleotides long. RefSeq lists its product as uncharacterized. The transcript has a single exon. Lineage: Eukaryota; Fungi; Basidiomycota; Agaricomycetes; Corticiales; Punctulariaceae. Bases 64 to 483 code for a protein of 139 amino acids. The record is from RefSeq and is a predicted model, not a curated record.